Molecule: messenger RNA, 620 nt
Organism: Notodromas monacha
Lineage: Eukaryota; Metazoa; Arthropoda; Ostracoda; Podocopida; Cyprididae
Source: the annotation of a GenBank genome assembly
ACAUGAACGCGAUUUCGGAUUUCAAGUCGACUGUGAGGCUAACGCCGGAUAACACAGCCGGGGAAUUUCGAGUUUCCAAGCUUCACUACGAGAUGGGAGAAGCUGACGAGUCAUUGAAUGCGGUGAGAGAGUGUCUGAAGUUGGACCCGGAUCACAAGGAGUGCUUCGACCACUACAAGAAGGUGAAGAAGUUAGCGAAAAUUGUGCAGGAAAUGGAAGCCUCAUUCGAAGCUGAGCAUUACGAAGAUUGCGUUGCAGCUGCGCGGAAAGUGAAGAAAGCUGAGCCCUCGCACCAGCGGUUUCUGACGCGUGCGCAGGACAGGCUGUGUUACUGCACAACCAAAGGCAGUGAACCUACAGAAGCAUUGAAAGCCUGCUCAGAAGCCAUUCGUCUCGAAGAGAAUCCCAGGUUUUACUGUGAUAGAGCUGAUGCUCACUUGGCCCUGGACGAAUUCGACGAAGCUAUCGCGGAUUUCCAAAGGGCAUCUCAGCUGGAUGAACGCUACGACAGACCGCGGGAAGGCGUUCAGCGAGCCCAGAAGCUCAAGAAAUCCGCGGGGAAAAGAAACUACUACAAGAUCCUCGGUGUGAACAAGAACACUCCGAAGAAGGACAUUGUG